UGACACCGGCAUUAGCCUUUUUUUACGGCGGUAUGGUUGACAAAAAAAAUGUAUUGAAUCAAUUAUUUUUAUCAAUAAUAUGCAUGGGAAUCGUCAUUUUUCAAUGGGUCUUAGUUGGAUUUUCAUUCGCCUUUGGACCACCUGUUAGCAAAGGAUUUGGUUCGUUCGGUUGGGCAGCUUUAAGAUUCGGUGAAUUAUACAAUCCAAAUUAUUCUCCAACUUAUCCUCUUUUAACAUAUUGUGCUUAUCAAUAUGAACAGCUCCUUAUAGCUCGAGAGUCCGAUGCGGGCUUUAUUGAAAUUAAUGACUGUACAGAUGGGAAAAAGGGCCGGUCUGAUGACGGUUGGUUAAAAUCACUAGGAACCAUAGAUUUUGCCGGUGGUACAGUGAUUCAUAUUUCGAGUGGUGUAAGUGGAUUUGUUGCUUCGGCAAUAUUGGGUCGUCGUAUAGAUCAGGGUACCAAAGAUAUUGGUAAUAAUUUGCCGUUUAGUAUAUUGGGUGCAAGUUUAUUGUGGGUUGGAUGGAAUGGUUUCAAUGCUGGAUCAGCUAAUGCUGCAAGUGGUCUAGCUGCCUUAGCGCUGAUAAAUACCAAUGCAGCUGCGGCAUCUGCCUUAGUAACAUGGGUGCUAUUAGAUGCUAUUCGAGGUUCAGUUACAAUUACUGGUGCUUGCAUUGGUCCCGUAGUAGGUCUCGUCGCUAUUACACCCGCUGCUGGUUAUGUACAGCCAGGAUGGGCUCUUUUGAUAGGAAUAAUAGGCGCUGCAUGUGUUUAUGUGGCAAUGCAGUUCAAGGAAUAUUUAAACGUCGAUGAUACUCUGGAUGUUGCCAUUUGUCAUGGAUUAGGAGGGAUGGUAGGUGCAUUUUGCACGGGUUUAUUCACACAACUGGAUGUGAAUCCAGCUGGAGGAGUUAACGCUUUUUCUGCUGUGUGUACAGCAUUAAUAUUAAUACCAAUGAACUUAGUGUGGAAUCUAUUUGGUUCAUAUAUUCGAGUAUCGGUUGAAGAUGAACUGGCCGGAUUAGAUGCAACUGGUAACUAA
Didymodactylos carnosus is the source of this 1040-nucleotide messenger RNA. The record is from the annotation of a GenBank genome assembly. NCBI's taxonomy places the organism in Eukaryota, Metazoa, Rotifera, Eurotatoria, Philodinida, Philodinidae.